Molecule: messenger RNA, 667 nt
Organism: Conger conger (European conger)
Lineage: Eukaryota; Metazoa; Chordata; Actinopteri; Anguilliformes; Congridae
Exons: 6
Coding region: 1-645 (214 amino acids)
Source: RefSeq, a predicted model, not a curated record
AUGUGGGGGCGAAACAAAGGCAGCGCUUCUUCCCCGGGACAGAAGAUGUCCCCUCAGCAGCGCCACAGCGCUGUGGUCUGGGUGUCUGUGACGCGGGCGAGCAGCUGUUUCCUGGCGCUGCUGCAGCUUGGCGCGUCUGUCCGGAUGUUUCCACCACAGCGUGCCACAGCGCCACGGGCUUCCACAGAGGCCGGGCCGCCCAAGCGCUGCCUCCCUGGGCUGCUGCUCCAAACACUGCCCGUCCUCACCGAGGACAGCGUUAAGGCCAGAGGGACAGCUUACACCGGAUUCCUGGGCGAAGGACAGGAGUCGUGGGUGGAGCCAUAUUGUUUGGCGAGUUCAUCUAUCAAUAAAACUAACUCACCCAAACAGAGCUUCUCUGGACUGCAGCAGUCACUGUCCCAGUGUUGGCUCUACCCCCUUCUGGACGUUCCCGCGGCUUCUGAGAGGGAGCGGAACAGCGAGUGCGGAAAAACGUCCACGGCCUUUACUUUCCGCAGCAACAGAAACACUUGCAGAUGGUGGACAGACUGUCUUAAGUCUCAAUUAAACAAUUUUGUCUCAAUCCUCACCACAGUCGACAAACCUGCUGCUCCAGACUUUAAGACUUAUGUAAUAUUUCCUCUCCUGCACCACUUCCACUAAAAUAAAUAUUGAGUCAAAGUAA